UGAUCGUGCCUGCUUUACAUAUAUUGCUUGUGGACUUGUACUAAAUAAUCAUUCAUUUUAUGCAUCACUGCAUACUCAUGAUUCUUUCGAAACUGAUAAUCACCAAGAGCAUAAUGAAACAUUGCAUAAUACGGCCAUUCUUAACAAAGAGACUCAAGAGUUGCAAAAGUUUAAUACGGAACAAACUUUUGCAGCCGAUAU
Ambispora leptoticha is the source of this 201-nucleotide messenger RNA. NCBI's taxonomy places the organism in Eukaryota, Fungi, Glomeromycota, Glomeromycetes, Archaeosporales, Ambisporaceae. The record is from the annotation of a GenBank genome assembly.